Molecule: messenger RNA, 3470 nt
Organism: Exophiala oligosperma
Lineage: Eukaryota; Fungi; Ascomycota; Eurotiomycetes; Chaetothyriales; Herpotrichiellaceae
Exons: 3
Coding region: 273-3038 (921 amino acids)
Biological process (GO): microtubule polymerization; establishment or maintenance of microtubule cytoskeleton polarity; mitotic spindle organization
Cellular component (GO): microtubule plus-end; kinetochore; spindle pole body
Molecular function (GO): microtubule plus end polymerase activity; microtubule plus-end binding
Source: RefSeq, a predicted model, not a curated record
CCUUGCAUGUGAACCACCAACAAUUUGUUCCCAACUCGUGUUCGCGACAUUGGAAGGUUGUUGUUAUACGCAGAGCUUACCUUGUCCAAUUUCAACCGCACCCUGAGAGAAUAAAGGUCUGUGGUGACUGCGUUGUUCCGUCUCUCUUGCGCGGCGACGGCGCCUACCUCAAAUGAACACACAAUAACAGCAACCCUCUUAAACGUCCGACUAGAAAGAAACCUUCCUCUGCAAGGUUCCUCUCGAUCCGACGAAUCUUCUCACCUGGCACCAUGGCCGACCAAGAGCAAGACUAUUCUCAGCUCCCGCUGCCUGAGCGGUUCGCACACAAGAUAUGGAAAGUGCGGAAGGAAGGGUACGAAGCCGCUGCAAAACAAUUCGAACUCACUGGCGAUGAGUCGGACCCCGCGUUCAGACCCUUCUUACAAGACCCGGCACUGUGGAAAUCCGCUGCAGGAGACUCGAAUGUUGCUGCUCAACAGGAAGGUCUUGGGGCACUGUGUGCUUUCUUGAAGUACGGAGGCCAACAAGCGGCGGUCAAGUCUCGCAAUUACACUCUACAGCCCAUUUAUGAGAAAGGCUUAUUAUCAACACGACCGCAAGCGAAAGCGAGUGCCCUCGAAGCACUGCUCCUGUACAUCGAACUUGACAAGUCGGACCCAGUCAUCGAGGAACUCCUGCCUGCCCUCUCUCACAAACAACCGAAAGUCAUUGCCGCAACCCUCAACGCCAUUACCGCUAUUUUCCACAACUAUGGUGUCAAAAUUGUCGAGCCUAAGCCUGUGUUAAAAGCAUUGCCGAAAGUGUUUGGGCAUGCCGAUAAGAAUGUUCGAGCAGAGGCUCAGAAUCUUACCGUUGAACUGUAUCGGUGGCUGAAGGAGGCCAUGAAGGCCAUAUUUUGGGGGGAAUUGAAACCAGUGCAACAGCAAGACCUCGAAAAACUGUUUGAAAAAGUCAAAGAAGAGCCAGCACCCAAACAAGAACGUCUGACGAGAGCGCAACAAGCCGCCCAAGCUUCCGCACCGGCAGCAUCUGGUGGUGACUUUGAUGAAGAUGAGGGUGGAGCUGAAGAAGAAGAGGUCGAAGUCGAUGCUUUUGAUCUUGCAGAGCCCGUCGACGUCCACUCGAAGAUACCGGGUAAUUUCUAUGAGAUGAUUGCUUCGACCAAGUGGAAAGAACGCAAAGAAGUUCUCGAUACACUAUUCGACAGUCUGAAUACUCCGAGGAUCAAAGAAGCACCCUUUGACGAGCUAAUACGGGCUCUCGCGAAAUGCAUGAAAGACGCCAACAUUGCUGUCGUCACGGUUGCAGCCAAUUGCGUGGAGAAAUUAGCGCUGGGUCUGAAGAGAGGAUUUGCGAGAUACCGCUCGUCUAUCAUGUCUCCGAUGAUGGACAGAUUAAAGGAAAAGAAACAGUCAGUAUCAGAUGCUCUCGGUGCCGCUCUAGAUGCAGUCUUCGCUUCGACUUCUUUAUCAGAUUGUCUUGAAGAGACCUUGGGCUUUCUCCCGAACAAGAACCCCAAUGUCAAGGCCGAGACCAUCAAAUUCCUCUCUAGAUGUCUACGGACUACCCGCGACGUACCUUCAAAAGCCGAGCAGAAACUUAUUGCAGAUGCGGCGACCAAAUUACUAACGGAGUCGAAUGAGGCGAUCCGGUCUGGAGGUGCAGAGAUCCUGGGCAUUCUGAUGAAGAUCAUCGGAGAGCGCGGGAUGAACCCAUACCUCGAUGGGCUAGAUGAUAUACGCAAAGCCAAGAUCAAGGAAUUCUUCGACACCGCCGAAGUCAAGGCCAAGGAGAAGCCGAAGCCUGCGCCUGCGCCUGCGCCUGCAAAGUCAGCCCCUGGUGCUGGAAAGAAACCAACUGUUGGUGCAAAGAAGCCAGUGACCAAGAAGCCCUCUCCGACUGCUGCUCCAACGGUAGAAGACUCGGCGCCUCUUCAACCAAAGCCUACAGCUAAAGCGCUGCCCAAGCCUGGCGGUCUGGCACGCCCUGGUCUAGCACAGCCGUCAACUCUGAAACUUGGAGGUCUCAAAAAGCCUGGAGCUGGUCCCAUGCCGAGUGGCGUGGCAAGUCCUAGUCGACGCGUUAUGUCUCCACCUAUGAGCACAGAUGAUGAAGAUGUUGCUGCCCCUUCCCCCUCCAAGUUUGGCAUGGGUCGUGGCGGGCUUGCAGGACGGCCGCUGUCAAGACCUGCUGUGGCCCCUCUGUCACCUCCAUCGGCACCACCUCCGCUGACUGGUCUCUCGGCUAUCGAACGUGCCGAGCUAGAAGAGUUACGAGCAGAAAAAGAACGUCUAACUGCACUUAGCGACAGUCUCCGAAGCAGCAAUGCCAAGCUGACCGCCGAGAUCUCAGAACUGCAGAACCAAAACGCACAGUUAAUAGAAGACCAUACAAGAGAUGUGCUGCAGAUCAAAGCAAAGGAGACUCAGCUCGUACGAGCACGAGGUGAGGUCGAUGUACUAAAGGCUGAGGUUGAAAGCGUGCGGAAAGAAAGUGAACGAUACAAGCGUGAAGUGUCCAGGUUGGGUCGGGAAAGCAUUGGUCGAGAGCGAGAAGACUUGACGCGCGGACGAGUGGAUGAUGGUCCAAACUAUGGCGUCGAAAGCGGCGGCAUCUAUGAAGACUCGACGAUUCAUCGCUACCCAGCCAAUGGAAAUGUUUCAAGACCUACGAGCAGCACUCUACAGAGAACAGGAAGCGCGGCAAGCUCGCAGGGUAGUCGAGCGCCCGGUACCAAACCUCGACCCCAGAGUGGCUAUACUCUCAGUCCCAGCGAGGAGAAAGAGAAUGGUGGUCUUGAUCCGAUGGCUGCUAGGAGGAAGAUGAGUCCGCCUGUUAACAAUAUGGCGAAUGGAAGUGGUCGAAGUAGUCCUCAACGACCUACCUUGGCAAGUAGGGAGGCCAGUGAUGCUGGAAGUGUUGGCUCUAGGGAACCUCGUGCAGAAGAGAACUGGAAGCGAGCAGCCGAGGUUACGAGCCAACUCAAGGCUAGAAUCGAGGCUAUGAAGGCACGACAAGGUUUGGCUCGACCUUAGUUUCUGUUCGGAAGGCCAGAUGGGUGUCCCUCUGUCUUGGGGUGCACUUAUCGCGCUGGGAUAUUGAGGUGCUUUGUCUUUUUGGAUUGCAAGGCGUAUGUCGAGACCAAAGCAGCUUCAUGACGCUUGGUAUCGGCCCACGAAACCCUCACAUUGUUCGGGAGUUUUCAACGCAGGUGCUUGCAGCUUUGAAUCUUGUAUGAAGUUUUUCCCUUCGAGAUACCACUUUUUGCUCUCUGCACUGUUUGGCUGCCUUGUGGGUUCUGGAGGUUUGCGUUUGCGAUCAACGAUGGCGAGAUCGGGAGCGAGAAAGUCGCAGACACAGACGUACGAAAAGACUGGGCAGGCAAGGAAGGUCUGUUUGGUCAGGCAGGGGUUUCUCUUGAGUGCACUGACUCCGUAAUGUAUAUGGUACCUUUGGAAAUGAUGAUG